GCCACAGUCGCCAGUCGCUGCAGCUCCUGCGCGCAUUUGUUGAUGUGUGCGCUCUCUCACGUGUAUUCACUCACAUCAGCUGGCGCUUUCGUGUGCGUUGCACUGUCAUUCCUCGACUACUAGUUACCUGGAUCAGCUAUGGCCAGUGGCAGUGGAGAGCCCCAGAAUGACGGGCCAUUGCCAACCUGUGUCAUUGUGCUGGGGAUGGCAGGAUCUGGCAAAACGACGUGGGUACAGCGGUUAACAGCUCAUCUGCAUACUGUGAAAAGACCGCCGUACGUUGUGAACCUGGACCCAGCCUGCAGUCGUGUUCCAUACCCUGCCAAUGUGGAUAUCAGGGACACUGUGAAGUACAAGGAAGUCAUGAAACAGUAUGGCUUAGGUCCCAAUGGUGCCAUUGUCACAUCACUCAACCUUUUCUCCACUCGUUUCUACCAGGUUAUGCAGCUCAUACACAAAAGGAGAUCCGAGCUCGAGUAUGUCAUUUUUGACACACCAGGGCAGAUCGAAGUCUUCACCUGGUCUGCGUCUGGAAACAUCAUCACGGAAACUCUGGCAUCUGAAUUUCCCACCGUGGUUGUGUACGUGAUGGACAUGGUCCGCAGCACGAACCCGGUCACAUUCAUGUCCAACAUGCUUUACGCAUGCAGUAUUCUCUACAGGACAAAGCUGCCCUUUAUUAUUGCCAUGAACAAGGUUGAUGUGGUGGACCACCAGUUUGCAGUGCAGUGGAUGCAAGACUUCGAGGUCUUUCAGGAUGCGCUUCAGGGCGAGACGUCGCACGUCUCCAACCUCAGUCGUUCGCUCAGCUACGUGCUCGACGAGUUUUAUGCCAACCUGAACGCCGUCGGCGUGUCCGCUGUGACGGGAAAAGGUGUGCUCGAGUUCAUCGAGGCCCUGCAGAAAGCUCGUCACGAAUACGACACUGUUUAUCGACCAGAGUAUGAGCAGCUAAAGAAGAAAAAGGAAGACGCGUCAGUGGCCGACCAGCAGAAGCAGCUGGAACGGUUAAGGCUGGAUGUUGCUGAAGGAGACAGUGUUCCUCUCACAGGCAUAGUGCAUGGAGGUGAAGAAAGCGUGGAUGUGCAACCUGGAUUGAGUGAUGAGGAAGAUUCUGAAGAGGAACACCCUAUGGAGGAUGAAGAUGACGAAAAGGAAGAACUCGAGUCGUUCAAGAGCUUUCUUGAACGGGAGAAAACAAAGCGUGCAAAGAAGUACCAAGCACAAGCUGAUGAAAAUACAUGACUGAGCGCAAGGACGACAAAGACAAGAUGCUGAAAUGUACAGUACAUAAAUAAUUUUA
This is a messenger RNA of Rhipicephalus sanguineus (brown dog tick), 1303 nucleotides long. RefSeq names its product GPN-loop GTPase 1. The record is from RefSeq and is a predicted model, not a curated record. Gene Ontology annotation, molecular function: GTPase activity. The transcript is spliced from 13 exons. Lineage: Eukaryota; Metazoa; Arthropoda; Arachnida; Ixodida; Ixodidae. Bases 139 to 1245 code for a protein of 368 amino acids.